GGGAGGAUGGUGUGUGGCACUAAGUGUGUUAUACUGUUGUAGUGUCAAUACUUUUAUUGCGUGUAACCCUGUCAGCUGGGUCGCCUCGCUUAAUCGAAUAAAAGCAAAGGGUGGACAGUAAUCUUGACGUAGCCAUGAGCGGGAUUGUCUUUCUUAUCGGCCUUUACAUCGCGGCGCAGGUGGCAGCCGGUGAGUUGUCUCCGCUCAUCGUGGGCGGAAUCAUCUCCACCUAUGGCGAGCACCCGUAUAUCUGCACCCUCCAGGUCUUCACGGCAGGCUCCUGGCACCACUACUGCGGCGCCACCAUCUUCAAUGCGCACAACGUCAUCACGUCAGCUCACUGCGCCGACGACCCCUUGAAGCCCAGGCGAAUCCAGUGCGGAAAAUACCGACUUCAAAGUACAGACGAGCACGAGGUUACCAUCAACAUCAAAACUGUACAGUGCAUGAAGACUGGCUGCCCACCGGUGACGGAUUUCCGAACGACAUCGCACUUUGCCACACGGAGACUGCCAUUCCUUUCAGCGACUUUAUUCACCCUUUGGACAUCGAUGAUGGGUCGCAUGGAGACUGGGUCGGUUCAGAGUGCAAGGUCACCGGAUGGGGUGUCACAGCAUCCGGGGCUCCAGCUAACUACCUGAAGAAGCUCAACAUGACGGUGCUGAGCAACGAGGUGUGUGAAGAAGAGAUCGGUACCAUGUUUGGUGCCGUGGUCUACCCUUUUCACAUCUGCGCAAAGGCGAAUCUGGGACAAGACACGUGCAGUCAAGACAGCGGUGGUCCUACCCGUUGUUACUCGGGUGGCCGGUGGAUCAUCGUCGGCUCGACUUCCUGGGGUAUAGGGUGCGAAGGCAGAUACCCGGCUGUUUCCAUCCGCCUGUCGUCCUUCUACCAGUGGCUGGUCCAGCACGCGACCUCUUGAUCUUUUGAACUUUCUAAACCAUCCCUCUCUCACCACGUGUGCGUUUGCCUUGCCUAGGAAUUAAAAAAAAA
This is a messenger RNA of Pomacea canaliculata, 993 nucleotides long. RefSeq names its product chymotrypsin-C-like. Gene Ontology annotation, molecular function: serine-type endopeptidase activity. The record is from RefSeq and is a predicted model, not a curated record. The transcript is spliced from 6 exons. Lineage: Eukaryota; Metazoa; Mollusca; Gastropoda; Architaenioglossa; Ampullariidae. Gene Ontology annotation, biological process: proteolysis. The coding region runs from base 135 to 641 and encodes 168 amino acids.